AUGUCAUCGGAAACCAUAGCGAAUCCCGAGGACGGACUUUCCCCUAUGCGCUUAAAAAGUGAAGAUGUCAUUCGGGCCUAUAUUCAGAGGAUAUCAGAAGUGGAACCUUUCAUCAAUGCCAUUGUCGAAAGGAGAUAUGCCGAUGCUCUGAACGAAGCCAAAGAUGCGGAUGUCUUGGUCGCAUCUGGGAAACUCACUAAAGAACAGCUUGCUGAAACAUAUCCUCUUCUGGGAGUUCCAUUAAGUGUCAAAGUUAUCAUUAAGGUGAAAGGGCUGAGAAGUACUGGAUCAUCUUUGUUAUUUAAGGAUGUAAGAGCAUCAGAGGAUGCUCCUGCUGUGGCUGCUUUGAGAAAUGCUGGUGCCAUUGUUCUAGUCACAACAAAUGCUCCUGAGAUGUCUAUCAGUCUGGAGACCAGCAAUAAAAUUUAUGGAAGGACCAAUAAUCCUUACGACAUCAGCAGAACCAGUGGUGGUAAUAGUGGUGGAGAAAGUGCCUUACUUAGUGCAGGAGGUUCAGUCCUUGGCUUGGGGAAUGAUUUGAUGGGAAGCAUUAGAAUACCGUGUCUUUUCACAGGUCUCUUUGGACAUAAACCUUCAAGAAAUAUGGCGUUUCAAGAAGAAAGUUUUCCAUUGUUCAACCCGAAGCUUUCACAAAUGCUCUGUACCGGACCAUUGUGCAGAUAUGCUGAAGAUCUUGUUACAAGCAUGUCUGUGCUUUCUUAUGGCCAAAAGACACAUAGGAAAUUUGGACAAGCUGUGAACUUCAGAGAUAUUAAAAUAUUUUACAUGCUGUCGCUUGAUGCCAACUUUGCAACGCCUGUUUCCGAAGAUUUUCAGCAAGCUAUCAAGGAAGUUGUUUCUUAUUUUCAAACUACCUACCAGGUAAACAGCAAAGAAACACAUAUUCCACUGCUCAAGCAAAGUAACUCGAUAGCUCUUCACUGCGUUUUAUCUGCUGCAGGUAACAUUACAGAAGUUCUCACAUCAAGUAAUGGAGAUAUCAACAGUUUCAAAGAACUUUUCAAAUGGCUUAUUGGUAUGUCCGAUUUGACACUUGGACCUCUAGCAUGCAUGAACUUUGCUAAAUGUUUUUUGUGGUACAAUGAAAGUAAGGUACCACACUAUGAAAAUCUAGCGAAACAGCUGAGUGAAGAGUUCGACAGCUUAUUAGAUGAAAAAUCUGUAUUUCUUUUCCCGACGUUCCCUGUGACUGCUUUUCAUCAUAAUGAAAGUCACGUUUACAUACCGAAUGUGUGUUAUACUAGUAUUUUUAAUGUUCUAGGACUUCCAGCUACUCAGUGCCCAUUAGGACUUAAUAGCCAAGGGCUUCCAAUUGGAAUUCAAAUUAUCGGACGAAAAAGCAAUGAUUCACUGACUAUUGCUUUUGCAGCAGAACUAGAAAAAGCUUUCGGUGGCUGGGUACCGCCAGGAAGUAAAAGGAAAUAG
This is a messenger RNA of Stegodyphus dumicola, 1446 nucleotides long. RefSeq names its product fatty-acid amide hydrolase 2-B-like. Gene Ontology annotation, cellular component: endomembrane system. The record is from RefSeq and is a predicted model, not a curated record. Lineage: Eukaryota; Metazoa; Arthropoda; Arachnida; Araneae; Eresidae.